Molecule: messenger RNA, 1745 nt
Organism: Linum tenue
Lineage: Eukaryota; Viridiplantae; Streptophyta; Magnoliopsida; Malpighiales; Linaceae
Source: the annotation of a GenBank genome assembly
CAUCACUUGUUACCCACAUCAAAAAUUCAUCCUCACAACUCACCACCUUGAUGACCCAAUUUAUUUGGCAACCUAACAAAAACCCCCUUCUUUGUCUUUGCUCACAAUUAAGUCCAUCUUCUUCCUUCACCACAAACCUCUCUCUCCUUCAUGCACUUGACCCCAAACCCUCCAACCAACAAUAUUUAUUUCCCAUCCCCCACCCUCCUUCCCUUAUGUUGGUACAGACAGUUGUGAAAAAAAAGAAUCACCCUUUUCCCUUCUUCCCCAUUACAAUAAUCCACCACAUUCAAAACCCCCAAAAGAAAGAUUCAAAAUCCUCUGCUUUUCUGGGUUAUAUAUACAAUUGACCAAACUCCUCAAUCUCAUUAGCCUAACCCCAACAAACAACAGCAGAAACCAGUCACCAAAUCCUCCCCCUCCCUUCACCUUAUAAAUACACAGAUUGUCAGGAUGUCAGCUCUCAAGAAGAUCAUCCGGCGAGCCAAGAGGAGGAGAAGACAGCACCACCAGCAGGAACAGGGGAUUGCGAUGGAUCAUCAGGAGGGGAUUAGCACUUCCAAGGGUGAUGAUGUUCAUAAAGUAGUGGAAGAAGAAGAGAUUAGUGUCGUUAAUCAUGGGAUUAAGAAGAAGGAGAAGGGGAUUAAGAGGGAGGUUAGUUACAAGCUGUCGUCGUUUUGGGAGCUGCCAGAGUACAUGAAGGACAACGAGUUCAUAUUGGGUUACUACAGAGCCAAUUGGCCUCUCAAGGAGGCACUCUUCAGCAUCUGCCGAUGGCAUAAUGAGACGCUGAACGUCUGGACGCAUUUGUUUGGGUUUUUGCUGUUUUUGGGGUUGACCAUGGCGAAUUUGGUGAAAGUGCCUCAAGUCGCGGAUCUCUUCGGCUUGUUUACCAGCUCAGUUCUCACGAGCACAGAGAGAAAUGCCUCCCAUGAUUCGAAUUAUCAGUUAUUGGGCACAAUAGACCUAAAGCAAAUCUCCCAACAAUCAAUCCACCGCCACCUCGCCGCCGACGGGACCCCAGCCGCCCGGUGGCCGUUCUACGUCUUCCUCGCCGGCUCCAUGUUCUGCCUCCUCUCCUCCACCAUCUGCCACCUCUUCUCCUGCCACUCCCACCACCUCAACCUCACCCUCCUCCGCAUCGACUACGUCGGAAUCGCCGUCAUGAUCAUCACCUCCUUCUUCCCAAACAUCUACUACGUCUUCCAGUGCGAGCCCCACUGGCAAUUCGCCUACCUCGGCGGCAUCACCGUCAUGGGGAUCUUCACCAUCGCCACUCUUUUAACCCCUUCCCACUCCGCCGGAAAAUUCAGGGGACUCCGGGCAAUGCUCUUCACCUCCAUGGGUCUUUUCGGGUUGGUCCCGUCGGUCCACGCCGGGUUGGUCAAUUGGUCGAACCCGAAGCGCGAUGCCAUCUUGUACUAUGAGGGCGCGAUGGCGCUGUCGUACCUGAUGGGAACGGCAUUCUACGUGGCACGGGUGCCCGAGCGGUUCAGACCCGGGUGGUUCGAUCUGGCGGGCCACAGCCACCAGAUCUUUCACGUGCUGGUGGUGCUGGGCGCGCUAGCACACUAUGGCGCUGCACUCGUGUUCUUGGAGUAUCGUGACCAGGUGGGUUGCUAGCUCGACAAAAAAAAAACUAUUUAUUGGAAAGAAAUUUAUUAAAUUAAAUUAAUUAAUGUGUAAGAUGUAAGUUAUUCUUAUUAUAUAUUAAAAAAAUUGAUUUAUUAUUAGGGGUCAGCAUU